Populus trichocarpa (black cottonwood) is the source of this 1662-nucleotide messenger RNA. RefSeq lists its product as uncharacterized. The coding region runs from base 279 to 1421 and encodes 380 amino acids. The transcript is spliced from 6 exons. Lineage: Eukaryota; Viridiplantae; Streptophyta; Magnoliopsida; Malpighiales; Salicaceae. The record is from RefSeq and is a predicted model, not a curated record.
AUUUUUUCCCAGAUAUUUCUUGUAAUCUUAAUAGGGAAGAAAACAAAUAUCAAUAAUAAUAACAACGCCUUCCUUGACAACGACUCUUCAGUUAUAAGUCCAUCAUGCUCUUUUCUAUAUAGAGAAGAUGCUACAGUAAUGCCUGUCGUAGCAUAGCUGUUAAAUCCCAAGCUGGUUUUUUGGGUAACGCACAAGAAAGAUAAUUUAAGUAUUUGUGUCUUGUUUGUAGUCUUUUGUUUUUCCUUAUCUCGGUUUUGUUUUCUUGAGUGCUUGCAAAGAUGAUGCUUCAAUAUCGAGACCUGGCCAAGCUUAAAACCAAAAAGAUUGUUUUUGAAGAUGUAAUCGCUGCACGUGAUUCUGCUACACUAGAGCAUCUGAAAGAGUUAAGCUCCAAGCGCAGGGUAAUUGAGGAGUCUAUUAAUCAGACUAGUUACAUCACCGAGGCUAUUGCUAGAGAAAUAUCCGGUGGAUUGACUUCUCGUUGCGAGCAGGAACGUCUCAGACUGGAACACUAUUUACCAUUACUGGAAAAUUUCAUUUCUCAUGCUGAUUUGAUUAGCAGCAACAGCCAGAUGGUUCAGUGGACUUCACAACUCAAGAUACGAUGGAGUAGUGCUACUAGCUCGUCAUCUUUCUUUGACCUUAGAGGUCCAAAGUUUUUUCAAAUCGAUAAUUUGCGAUUUGAGCUUGUUAUGAUCCAUUUCCUCUAUGGAGCGACACUACGGGAGAGGGCUUCGGAGUUUCUGUCAACAGAUUUGAAGCAAUCAGCCUUCAUUUUCAGAGAAGCUGCUGGAGUUUUUCAUUACCUGGCUCAUGAGGUUAUUCCAUCUUUACAGUCACCAAUAUCUGCAGAAAGACCUUCAGAAGCUUCCUCGGCUUUGUCUGCUGCUAUGAGUUUCAUUUGUUUGGCUGAGGCCCAGGCGGUGUAUACAAGGAGGGCGGAGGAAAAAGGUAAUACUGGUUUCGGUGUUCUGGCAAAGCUGCACUAUGGUGUUGUGGAAUUGCUCAGUGAAGCCACAAGUGCUAUACACUCAGGGACUGGAGAAGGCAAGACUAUUUCAUCACGGUUUUUGGAGUUUAUAUCAUCUUGCAAAGCACUACAUGAGUUACGAAGUAAAAAACACCUCGCAGAAGGUUUAAGGAACGACGGCCAAGUUGGUGUUUCUGUUGGAGUUCUUUGUGAUGCACUGAUCAGUUCAAAAAAGAAAACGCCAGGGGAGGAUUCAUGGAAAGCUGUUUUUAAGAAUGAAAUUGAAAUUGUUGCAAAUACACUUAGGAAAUUUGAAAAUGAGAACGAGUUUGUUUGGCAUGAAAAGAUUCCUCAUGGGGAUGAGCUGCCAUCUCCCCAAGGUAUCAAAAUUGUGGAGAUUGUGCCCUUUAAGCCUAAAAAAUGGGAGAGAGAACUUGCUUUCAAAUUGUAGUUAAUGUGCAGAGAGUCAUUGUAUAGUACCUCUAAGACUGGUCUUCUUUUUUUGUGGAUGCAAAGGUAAACAAAUUUCUUGACGUCCUCACCUUUAAUGAGUAUAAGGCGAGAAGGGUGUUUUUUUUGUUUUGUUUGGUAUGGGCUCAAUGCCGAAGGUGGUUGAGUUGUUUGAACAAAGGUGUUUGUGUAGUGUUUAUUAUUGGUUAUAAGAUUGUCACUGGGCGGUUCUUUCUCUCUUA